UAGGGCCGGUUUCACCAUCGACAAAUAGCGGUCUAUUCAAUGAAUAAAGUUAUUCGACCAAUAAAAUUGACAUAUCUCCGUUUCACCAACGUCAAAUAAGACUUAUUCUAUGAAUAAACUCCAAAUAAGUUAUUAGUCCAAUAUCGGGCAGAUAAAUAUUUAUUCUUAGAAUAAGUUGACAGCUAACCUCACUUUAAAUAUCAAUAAUAAAGAAAAUUCAUUAGUUUAACUUGAAUUUAUCUACAAUGUUUUAUAACAGAUUAUUAUCUUCAUCAGCAUCCUCUGAUGAAGACAGAAAUGAGCAGCGAGAGAGAAGGAGAAGACCACGUUUGUUGCUGCAGAGAAGAAACCCCUUUGGUGAAUUUGAUGAUGUGGACUUCAAAACUAGAUUUAGAUUAUCUAAAGAUUCAGUAGAUCAAUUAUUACAUUUGAUAGGUAAUCAAUUGCAUCCUCUAAGCAACAGAAACAGACCAAUAGAUGUGCGAAAUCAAGUGUUAAUUGCUCUUCGUUUUUAUGCUACAGGAUCAUUUCAGAUAUGUACUGGUGAUCACUUUAAUGUUUCAAAGGCAACAGUCUGCCGUAUUGUGAGAAAAGUAUCCCAUUACAUAGCUCUAUUACGUCCUCAGUUUUUACAAAUGCCACAAAACCGUAAUGAAUUAAAUAAGGUGCAAAAUGAUUUUUAUCACAUUUUAAGAUUUCCGAGGGUCCUUGGAGCGAUAGAUUGCACGCAUAUAAAAAUUCAAGCCCCUGGAGGAGAGCAUGGUGAGUUGUUUAGAAACAGAAAAGGAUGGUUUUCGAUAAAUGUUCAAGCAACAUGCAAUGCACAAUUGAAAUUUAUUGAUAUAGUUGCUCGGUGGCCUGGAAGCGUACAUGACUCAACAAUUUUUAAUGAUUCUCUCUUACGGGCCAGACUGGAAAAUAAUGAAUUCCCUGACUGCUAUUUAUUAGGUGAUAGUGGAUAUGCUUGUAAGAAGUAUUUAUUAACACCACUGCUGAAUCCACAAACACGUUCAGAACAGGCAUACAACAGGGCUCACAUACGAACUCGGAAUGUUAUAGAGAGAGCAUUUGGAGUUUGGAAGAGACGUUUUCCAUGUCUUUCAGUGGGUAUGCGCAUCAAGGAGCAGACGACGUUAGCUGUAAUAGUUGCAACUGCUGUCUUACAUAAUAUGGCAAUUGGAAUAGGUGACGAAGUACCGAAUGAAGAAAUACCAAUUGCGUUAGAACAACCAGAACUUCAACUUCAAGAAUUGCCAAAUACUCACAAUGCUGUAAGAACAGCUUUAAUUAAUACAGUGUUUUAGAUAUUAUAGUUUGUCUUUGGCUUUGUGGACUUCCCUGAUCAAGAUCGUUUACUAACAAUCUGCCCAGUAGGUUGUCCUGCUACUGUUGUAAAUGAACAUUUCUCUUUUUGUAGGUAAAAACAAGUUAACCCAAUACAUAACUCUCAUAAUGUAUUUUUAGAUUUUUUAUUAUUUUGUAAUCAUCUUUUCAUUUCUUCAUUCACCUCUUUUUUAGAUUGAAAAUAAGUUAACCCUAUAUUAUGUUUUCUUCUGUUUCUCAAAGUUGAAAGGAUAACUUAACCUACGGCCCUGAAAGAUCCCUUCUCAUUUCCUCAUAAAUUAUGUUUUUACUUUCAGUAAACCAAUUUGCAUGUUGUUUAAUCCAUCACAGUGUAUUCACUUGCAGUCGGAAAAAUGAAAGAAUACCCAUGAACGAUCACAUAAAUCACUCAUUUUGUAUUUGAGGUCUUUUUCUAUAAGUAUCAAACGUUUGUUGUAGAAAAAGACAGCAAAUACAAAAUAAGUGGUUGAUGUGAUCGUUCAUGGGUAUUCUUUCAUUUUUCCGACUGUAUAUUAUGAUAUACGUUGUUGCUGCUUAUAUUUUUGAUCGUUGUUAGACAUAGUGUAGGAUGUUCACAUUUAUAUUUAAAAUUUAACUGCAAAAAGAAUACCCAUGAACAAACAUAUAAAACACGCUGUAUUUUCCUGUCACCGUGUCAUAAAGAAAAUUGUCCAGUGCAAGUACAUGUAACAAUAAUUAUUACAGGUACUUGUGCUGGCCAAUUUUUUGUGUGACACGGUGACAGGAAAAUACAGCGUGUUUUUAUAUAUUUUAUACAAUUUAUACUAAUACUUAUGCAUAGGGAUUAGCCUGUAUAAAGAAUAUUAAAACACAUUUUCCAAGGUAUGAAGCAUAAUAUUUAUUAAUUCCAAUUUGGAUUCCAAUUCGGAUCUUUUGAUUUCAGUUCUAUUUCUUUUAAUUUUAAUUCAA
Messenger RNA from Diabrotica virgifera virgifera (western corn rootworm), 2274 nucleotides. Its product is annotated as putative nuclease HARBI1. The transcript has 2 exons. The record is from RefSeq and is a predicted model, not a curated record. Bases 246 to 1304 code for a protein of 352 amino acids. Lineage: Eukaryota; Metazoa; Arthropoda; Insecta; Coleoptera; Chrysomelidae.